UUAUAUAUAACGAGGGGCUUUAAAUGAUACCUUACUUAAAAGUUACAUUUCACACAAACACACCAAAUAAAAAAGACAGCAGAAAUGGCAAGCGUUUCUGAUGUGAAGACAUCUUACAAUUUAGAAAAUGCACAUCAAACCAUGAAGCAAGUGAAAGACAAGAAAAGAGACAAAUGUUUGAAAAUUGGACUUACAUUUGGCAUUUUAAUUGGACUAGUUGUCUUUGCAAUUGUUUUAGCAGUUUUAAUCACAGUGAUGGCGCAAAAUAAUUUCAACUCAGUUCCAAAUAACAACAACAACAAUGGAGAUUGUACAACCAGCGAGGUUGUUCAACCAAGAGUUACAGCACAUGAUGUGAACACUAUUAAAGCAGAUAUUACUGAGCACAUAAGAGAAAAACGACAAGGUGGGAGUCUCAUCAGAAUUGCUGGGUUUGUGAGGUUGGCAUUCCAUGACUGUGUUGGAGGUUGCGAUGGGUGUAUUGACUUAGGAAAUGGUGAAAAUGCUGGACUUGGUCUUUAUAUUGAAGAACUGGAUCCAGUCUACAGCAAAUAUUCAAAUAAAUUAAGUCGUGCUGACUUUUGGCAACUGGCAGGUAUCGCAGCUCUACAAGAGAGUGGUCGCGGUUGCAAUAACUGUAUUCACCCAUGGGUGCAGUUUGUGGCAGGGAGAAAAGACUGCAGCUCGUCUCCCAAAUAUGAUGGCCCACAUAGAAUGUUUCCAAAUAAUGGAGGCCAUGCUAACAUAGAUGAUGUCUUAGGAUUUUUCAAUUCAACAUUUGGUCUCUCAAGAUCCCAGCCAGAGCUAGCAGUUGCACUUCUUGGUGCACAUUCUCUGGGACGAACACAUAGAGGAGCAUCGGGAUGGGAUGGUCCCUGGGAUCUUACACCAGACCGCCUAGAUCAGAGCUACUACAGCGAUAUGAUGAGACUUAAUUGGACAGAGGUCGAGAUAAGCAAUAACAAGCACCAAUGGAAACCUCCAAUUGGAAAUACAAUGAUGCUACAUGCAGACAUGUGCUUACAUAAAGUUAUCAGUCCAAUAAACACAACAACAGGACAAUCUGCCUGUCCAUUUGCACAGCUCUGUGACAAUCAGCCAGAAACUUCUAAAUUUGUUCAAUUAUUUGCUGAUGAUCUUGAGGCAUGGGAGCGGAAUUUCCAGGCAGCAUACUAUAAGAUGAUAACAACUGGCUACACAAAUGCAGAGCUUUAUGUACCAGCUUAGAGAGAGACAGGAUAAACAAGUUGUUGUCAUUGGGGGGGAGGGGGGGGGGCAUAUGAAUGAUAUAUGACUGCAGAUUAUUGUAUAGACUUACAAACUUAAAUAUUUACAAAGACGGGGAAAUAUCAAAACAACAGAUAAAGGUAUCAAAAACCAAGUUGAGAUUUUGCUUCUUAAAAGAGGAAAUAUCUAAACAACAGAUAAAGGGAUCAAAAAUCAACAUGGACAUGUUGAAAUUAACAAAUGAGAUCACUAAGCAAUCAAAAAGGUUAUUUUUCUAUUAUAAUUUCUGAAACUAUAAAUCUACUAGCUUGCUGUAUAAGUAAUCAUUCUAACUCAUGUUUAAGUUUAUAGGAAUAUGAAGUUAUACCUGGUACUAUAGCAGUGACAUCUAUAAAAUGAGAAAAUGCUUAUUCACAACUCGUCGCAUUGUGCAACACAUAAUAAUGUAUAACACAAUAAUGAUGUUUAUAAGAUAUAAUGAAUAAAUUUACUGUUAAAAUAGCAACAAUAACAUAAACUACUGUAUUUAGUCUUUCAAAAGUCUUUCAAUUGGGCCAUAAGAAGUAAAAAUGUCACAACUUCAAAUACUUAAAAAGAGUAACAAUUUGUUAUAUAUGUCAAAUUACAGCCAUCGAUGUAAUAUGCCUAUUACAAGAAAUGACGGCUUAAACAAUAA
Molecule: messenger RNA, 1903 nt
Organism: Owenia fusiformis
Lineage: Eukaryota; Metazoa; Annelida; Polychaeta; Sabellida; Oweniidae
Source: the annotation of a GenBank genome assembly